This is a messenger RNA of Nezara viridula (southern green stink bug), 1479 nucleotides long. The record is from the annotation of a GenBank genome assembly. NCBI's taxonomy places the organism in Eukaryota, Metazoa, Arthropoda, Insecta, Hemiptera, Pentatomidae.
AUGAUAGAGACGAUUUUAUAUGCUGCUCUGGCAAUUUUAAUGGCGCACCUCUUGUUUGGUGUGGUUCUCUGGUUUCGAGUACGGAAGUUCUAUUCUUAUCCUAAUGUCUUGGGUUUUCCCGUUAUCGGGAACCUCUACUACUUCUACAGAACACUAUUCCUCUUUACCGCUGAUAGAACUCUUAAGUACGUCAUCCCAGUGGCUGAAGAACAUGGAAAAGAUGGAUUAUUCUUCCACUGGAUGUUCGGUUCCAGUGUAGCGGCCGUUAUUACGUGUCCUCAUCUUCUGAAGAAAUUGUCAUAUCACCCCAACCUGGCUGAUAAGCCUUAUGCAGCGUACAAAGGAUUUCAAAUUUUCAUGGAAGGACCGUUUUCUGUUCUACGUUCUGAUGAUGUGUGGAAACAGCAUAGAAAGGAUUACAAUAACUAUUUAAAGAAAUCUCGUGUUGACAAAGAUUAUUUUAAAACUUUUACUAAAAGUGCCGACAAAUUGGUGGAUAUUAUGUUGGAAACACCAUCUAGUGUGGACGCGAACGCUGCAUGCACAGCUGUAUCGCACGACAUUUCUAUGAAAACUAUGUUUAGUGUUGAGACAAGUUUAGUCUAUCGUCCCGAGUGUUUAAGUUAUAUAUACAGGAUAAAGGAUAUUUCAUCGAUUCUUUUCUUGAACGUUCUUAUAAUCAGUCCAUUAUUUCACAUACUGCAGCCAUUAUCAGAUUUAGCCAUUGGGAAAUUGACAGAAUUGCGGAAAUUGAUUUUGGAAAAGAUAGAUCAUCAGCUGAAAUCAAACCAAACCCCACUUCAUGAACUGCCCUUCUCGACAUACCUGGCAUUAAAGAAUAGAAAAGAUAAUGGAAGCAAAAGACAAUUAUACAACAAGAUUCAUGAAUUAUUCCUAACAUCUGGGCACACUAUUUCUGUUCAACUAGAAAAUAUGAUUUGUUUUUUAGCAGUCUUACCUGAUAUUCGAGAAAGAGCUUGGCAAGAGCAAUAUGAAAUAUUUGGCAAUGAUAUCAGAGAUCCAACCAUUGAUGAUUUAAAUCAAAUGAACUAUCUUGACAGGUUCCUGAAAGAAUCCUAUAGAUUUCUCAAAGUUCCACUUCUUGCAAGAAUGGCUACUGCAGAUAUAAAUGUAGAUGGAAUAACAAUACCACGUGGCACUGUUGUAAUUUACUUAAUGGGGUAUAUGAAAUUUCUACCAAAAUAUUGGGAGAAUCCGUACAUUUUUGACCCAGAUCGCUUUCUGGAAGAAAGUGAUUUGUUAAAAUGUAUUUCCUCGCCAUUUGGAUUCGGUAUUAGAAACUGCCCAGGUGAGUAUUAUGCAACAAUAUUAAUAAAAAUCAUAUUGUCCAAAGUGUUAAGAAGACUAAAAUUUAGACCAGUUGAAAAAGAUUUCCGGUUUGAAGAUAUCAAAUUUAAGAGUUACAUUUUUACGGAAGCAGAGAAUCCUCCUAAUCUACAAGUUGAAGAAAGAACAUGA